AUGCAGAGCACUUUGACUCGACUGGUACUUGCUUUAUGCGAUGGCUCGUCUACUCUUCGAGAUUUGGGUAGCUUGACCUCGAUUCUUCUACUUUCUGUCUUGCUGUAUAAGUUACUACACGUGCCAGUGGCAUCUCCGCCCCGAAGUAACCGUUCCCUUCCGCGCUUGCAAUUGCCUGGUUGGAAGGUCGCCCAGUUGUUCUUUGAGAAGAGGUUUGAUUUCAUCAAAGAUGGCUUCAAGGCUACAUCAUCUUCUAUCUAUCAGACCAGUCUGUUCCGACAUACCGCCAUUGUUCUAUCUGGGGAUGACGGCCGGAAAGUCUUCUUCAAGGAGAAGGGUCUUGGCUUACAUGAUACAUUCUCAAUCAUGAUGGGCAGUGGCGCUGCUCAAUUUGAUCCCCAUCAAGUUGGCGGCGUAGUCAGACGAAUGGCUUCGAUUCAACGAAGUGAUAAUCUUCAGAAGUUGAUUCCAUUGAUCCUGUCCGAAUGCCAGCGUAAAAUGGACGCAUGGGGUAGCGAGCGUAUUCUCGACCCCUGCUCUUCCCUUCACGAGGUCACUUUUCAAUUGGUCAUGCGAAUUGCUUCAUUUGAUAUCUCCAAUGACCCAGUGCUUUCAGCUCGUCUCAAGUCACUUGUCGACACUAUCGACUCUAUCACUAACCCAUACUCAACUUGGUUGCCUUGGUUACCUGGCCCAGCCUUGUUCUACAAGUUCUUUGCUUCUGUUCAAAUUUACAUAACUGUCCAAGCGGCCAUUAACACUAGGAAAAUGAGCGGAAUCAAGAGGAAUGAUAUGCUGCAGCAGAUGAUUGAUGAUGGAGAUGGUACAAUUCAAAUCUUUGGGUGCAUAUUAGGAUUAUCCCUAGCUGGAUCUCGUGCCACUGGAACAAUAGUAACAUGGCUAAUCAUGCAAAUCUCUUCGGACCCAACUUGGUCCUCAAAUGUUCAAGAUGAGAUCAGAACCUUUAUAUCUACCCACACGCCCUCAUCAGCCUCUCUCUCUGGGAACACCCUCACCCAAGCCCUCUCAGAGAUCCCACUCACAGCCUGGGAAUCUCAAACACCUAAUCUCGACCUCUGUAUACGCGAAACACUGCGCACCUCACAGCCAUACACAGCAGUGCGAAAGAACGACGGCCCAGAUCUUACAAUCGGGCCAUACGUUAUCCCCUCGGGGUCUCUCGUUAUUUACCCAUUUUCGGACACAGCGCUCAACCCGAACUACUACCCAGACCCAACUCGCUGGGAUCCGUCUCGCGGAAUUGAAAAGGAAACGCCGUUUAUUGGCUGGGGUGCGGGAAAGCAUGCCUGCAAAGGCCAGCGACUUGCGACGUUGAGUAUGAAACUUGUGGUCGUUUAUGCGAUGAUGCGGUUUGAUAUCACGAUGGUUGAUGGGCAGGGCGAAAUGAUCAAUCGUCUUCCUCUUCCCGAAUGGAAUGAUUCUGCAACUUGUCGCCCUAAAGAGGAAUGUGGAAUCAAGUUUGUUGCGAAGUAA
This is a messenger RNA of Penicillium psychrosexuale, 1494 nucleotides long. Its product is annotated as cytochrome P450. The transcript has 6 exons. Gene Ontology annotation, biological process: sterol metabolic process. Gene Ontology annotation, molecular function: monooxygenase activity; heme binding; iron ion binding. The coding region runs from base 1 to 1494 and encodes 497 amino acids. The record is from RefSeq and is a predicted model, not a curated record. NCBI's taxonomy places the organism in Eukaryota, Fungi, Ascomycota, Eurotiomycetes, Eurotiales, Aspergillaceae.